This is a messenger RNA of Corylus avellana, 1275 nucleotides long. Its product is annotated as protein trichome birefringence-like 9. The record is from RefSeq and is a predicted model, not a curated record. Gene Ontology annotation, molecular function: O-acetyltransferase activity. NCBI's taxonomy places the organism in Eukaryota, Viridiplantae, Streptophyta, Magnoliopsida, Fagales, Betulaceae. Gene Ontology annotation, cellular component: Golgi apparatus.
AUGGAUCUUCAACCUUCUCACUCUCAGGAACCCACAGUACCGGAAAGGCUCCAACUUCUUCCCCUCCCCAUCCUAAACAAAAGAGACGUCAAAUAUGCACUCUUUUUCCUCCUCCUUCUGAUUUCUUCCAUUGUUGUUUUCUUUCUUGUCAGCCCUUUUGAGUCUCGGCCAAUUCUUCGUAUUGGGUUCUUGUCGCAAAUCAUAUCCAAUAAUGAAGAAUAUUUAGGAGCUUGUGAUUACUCUAAAGGCAGAUGGGUUUGGGACGAAAGUUACCCGCCUCAAUCGUACGCGGAGAACUGCCCGUUUCUCGAUCCUGGCUUCCGGUGUAGUCAAAACGGACGUAAAGAUGAGGAUUACCGUAAAUGGCGAUGGCAGCCGGAGGGCUGUGAUCUUCCCAGAUUCAACGCAAGCGAGCUCUUGGAAAGAAGCCGAAAUGGGCGUAUAGUGUUUGCCGGCGAUUCUAUUGGAAGAAACCAGUGGGAGUCUUUGCUAUGCAUGCUUGCACAAGCUGUCUCCAACCAGUCCAGAAUAUAUGAAGUACAUGGAAACCCCAUAACCAAACACAAGGGCUUCCUCUCCAUGCGGUUCCAAGAUUACAACCUCACAGUUGAGUAUUACAGGGCACCUUUUUUAGUCACCGUCGGCCGGCCGCCCCGAAACUCAUCAAAUCAAGUCCGAAUCACCGUUAGGGUCGAUGAGGUGCACUGGUACUCCAAACACUGGUUAGGAGCAGAUGUUCUGGUUUUCAAUGCCGGGCAUUGGUGGAACGAAGACAAAACAGUAAAGAUGGGCUGUUACUUCCAGGAAGGAGGCAAGAUAAAUAGGACAAUGGAUGUGAUGGAAGCAUUCCGGAGAUCCCUACAAACAUGGAAGUCUUGGGCACUACAAAAUUUCGAUCCUGAAAGAACUUUUAUAUUCUUUCGUAGCUACUCCCCGGUACAUUUCAGGAAUGGCACGUGGGAUAGAGGGGGUCUCUGCAAUACUAGUACGGAACCAGAAACAAACUACACAAUGUUGGAAGCCGAACCAUUGAACAAUGUACUCAUUUCCAAUGUAAUCAAAGAGAUGGAUUAUGGAAACAGGAAGAUCCAGUUUUUAAACAUCACAUAUCUAACAGAGUUUAGGAAAGAUGGUCACCCUUCAAUGAAUCGUGAGCCAGGCACUCCAGCUCUAGCCCCACAAGACUGCAGCCAUUGGUGCCUACCUGGAGUGCCGGAUACAUGGAAUGAACUUCUGUAUGCUCAUCUAUUGUCAAAAGGAUUCAGAACCAAGUGA